Messenger RNA from Cherax quadricarinatus, 7045 nucleotides. Its product is annotated as cell growth-regulating nucleolar protein. Gene Ontology annotation, molecular function: DNA binding. The record is from RefSeq and is a predicted model, not a curated record. NCBI's taxonomy places the organism in Eukaryota, Metazoa, Arthropoda, Malacostraca, Decapoda, Parastacidae. Gene Ontology annotation, biological process: negative regulation of transcription by RNA polymerase II; rRNA processing. Gene Ontology annotation, cellular component: nucleolus.
GUUAAGUGUUGAUUAUAGUGAGCUUAGUAAGACUACUAGACCAUCUACAUUAAUAACUUCCCUAAUGAACACACCAGUCAUCACCAAGACUAAAUAAAAGUCUAAAUAAGACUAGUGUUUGAUGGUGAGAGUUGAGUGAGGGUUUAGAGCACACAGUUGCAGCUGCUGGACCACCACACGUGCACCUCCAGCCUCACUCUGAUUGGACAGUGUUGGAGAACAUGGUGGUCUUUGUGUGUGACUCAUGUGGAGCAUGUCUGAAGAAGAACCAAGUGGAUACUCACUGGAAUAGAAGAUGCUUCAGUAGAACCGUCUCAUGUAUGGACUGUGGCAAAACAUUUAGGGAACAGGAGUAUGCAAGUCAUUUGAAAUGUAUAACUGAAGCUGAGAAGUAUGGUGGGAGCCAGUAUGUGGCCAAAGAGUUGAAGGGCGAGAAGAAACAGGAAGCAUGGAUAGCAAAAGUCAGAGAGCAAGUGGCCAAGACACACAACAUGGAGCCACGUCUCAAGGAACUCCUUGACCACAUCACUACCUUUACAAACAUUCCUCGCAAGAAGUCAAAAUUUGAGAAGUUCCUGUUCAACAGCGCCAAGAUCCGUAGUGGCAUCCUCGUGGAUAAAGCUUGGGAAGUAUUCCAGUCUGCGAACAACAUCCAGAGUCACAAUGGUAAGGACCAGGAAGUUGAGGAACCUUCUACAACUGCACCACAGAACAAUGAUAACCCUGAUCCCUCUACAGUGGAUUGCAAUGGUAACAGCAAGCUAAACAAAAGAGAGAAAAAGAUGGAAAGACAAAAAAAGCAGAAAAAGAAACAAAAGAAGGAUAAAUCUGUAGAGAGUACCGAAGAAGCGAGUAAACCAUCGAAAAGGAAAUCUGAGGAUGAUGAAGCUUUGGAAGAAGGAGAAGGCAGAAAAAGAAAAAAGGCAAUGGAUUCAGCAUCUCAAGAUACUCAAGAAAAGAAGAAGAAAAAAAGGAAACAAGCAGAUAAUGAUGAAAAUGAAGUUUCCACACUCAAUGGAGAUCACAUUCAAAAUGGAGAAGAUGAAAAUUCUAAUAAACUAGAGAGUAUAGCAAAGCCUUCAGGUAUUUUCAAGUGGAAGAUGGCAAUCUCUCAGAUAUUGGAAGAUGCCCCAGAAAAGGGCAUGAAAAUCACCAAACUGCAGAGGAAAGUACUCUCUCUCUAUUAUACAGCCAACAGUGACACAACUCAUGUGAAAUCGGAAAAUGAAGUAGCUGCUAUCCUGAAAAAAAAAUUGGAAACACGAAAUGACAAAUAUAUAGUUUGUAAUGAUCGAGUCAAGCUAAGGACUCUGAAUUAAAGCAUUGUCUUGAUGUUUUUAUAAUGAAAUGCAUAAUAUUACUCUGACUAAUGUUAUACAGUAGUCAAUUUAACCAUUUCAGGGUCCAGAGGCCAAAUUUCAAAGUGUACACCAAAGUCUAAGAAUUAAACAAAAAAAAAAUUUGUUAUUUUUCUUAUGAAAUGGUAGAGAAUCUUUUUCUGAAGGUAAUAAAGCAAAAAGUACGAAAUUUGAUGGAAAAUUGACAAAACUAUGCUCGCAAAUUUUGAUGUGUCAGCGAUAUUUACAAAUCAGCGAUUUUGCCAACUUUGACUCCCAUUUUAGGCCAAUUACAUUAUUCCUGUCGACCAAAUUCUUAGCUAUUUCACUAGUAUUACUUCUAUCGAUUGAGGACAAGAAAUCGCCAAGUCAACUGUUUCAACUACAAAAUAAAGUGAUUGGAAAUUGGUAAUUUGGCCAAUUUAACACAAAGUUCAAAAUACGUAUUCUGAUUUCAAAAUAGGGUCCAGAAUAAACAAUGUAGGUUUUCCUGGCACUAAACUAACAUUUCCUCUGUUCAUUAGUUAUGUUUUGAGGCUUUACAAAUGAAUUCCAUUUGGAUUUUUUAUUCACAUAAUGAAUUUUUAUUCAAGCCAAAAAAAUGGAAGAUUUACUGUUAUGCAGUAUUGUAAUAAUUGUAUAAAUAUCAUCACCACAUUUGUGAAUGUAUAUUAGACCCACCAGCUGGCGUGUAUUAGACGUGUGAGGUCGUUUGUUUACUCUUGAACAUCGGCAAAAAUUUAACAUUCUGCUACUUUGAGCUCAGUUUCAAGGCAUUUCUAGUGCUAAAAUCAAUCAAAAUCAUCUGUAUUUCUGUAAUAUGUCUUCCAUUCUAUCAAAUGAGACCAAGAAAUCGCAAAUACAACUAUAAAAAACAUGAAAAAACACUGCAAAGUCAGUUUUAAUCGAAAAUCACGGUCUCGGCUUUUUUCUCUCAUUAUACACUGUGCUGCAGGAUUUGUUUUAUGUGGUGCACACAUACCACAGAUGUAUUCUCUCAUAUCUAGGCCCAGAUUUACCACUCACAGCUUAUCAGAGUGAGCUGAGCUUAUGGCGUAGAUCUACGGUUUGGACCCUGAACGUAAAGCCGUAGAUCUUCGGCACGGACCCUGAAAGGGUUAAGGACUACCAUCAAGGACAUUGCAGUCCUCCUGCAAUAGAUGAUGACUACGCAUUUUCAAAAAACUUAUCUAAAUUAAACAAGUUAUUGGUUUUGAGUGUUCAAAUAAUAGCUUCUAUAAAUUUACACAAUUUGUGAGUCUUUUUUAAGAUGAAUUUAUUUGCUUUUGAAUAUGGUAUUGUAUCUUUUUUUAAUCCUUAAAACUUUACAGGUUUCACAGUUAAUAAUUUGGGUAGGGUCACAAUCACUCCUGGGUGAAUGAGUAUAUCCAUAUAUAUCAUAAGGUAUAUAUAGGUUUUUGAUUACAUGUAUAUACAUCUCUGCUAUAUAAUGGAUCCAGGGAUGGCUAUUCUCCCCGAUAGUCUGGUCUUAGACAAAAUUUCCUAAAUUUGAAAGGAAAUUUUACAAGAAUAAGAAUUUCCUUUUAACACACUGGCCAACUUCUACCAAGGUAGGGCAACCUGAAAAUGAAGAAACACUUACCAUGUCUCACUCCAUUACCAUCGUCUUGCCAGAGGCGCAUCGACAUCACAGCUCUGAUAACCCUCCAGAUUGCAAUAUCUCCACCCUUCCUUCAGAGUACAAGCACUGCUUCCCACCUCCAUCACUCAGGUCUGGUUAGCCGGUUUCCCUGAAUCUCUUAAUACACUAACCCAAAAAUUUGGAAUGGAAGGUAGGUGACAUUUCAGGUUCAUUCUGGGUCAUUGUCCAGAGGCGAGUGAAAAAGAUAUGGGAAAAGAGCAAAUAAUUCAGGUCUGGAUAGAAAGAUGAGACGGUUAAGAUAAGUAAAAUCACACAUUUUUAAGAAGAGAGCAUUUUACAAUGUAUUUUACUGGCAGUGGUAAGCAUCUACAGAAACAAAAUUGGGGCCAAAAUUCAGAGAUAUGUUGUGUAUAAGGACUGAUUCAACAAGACAGUAUCUGUGAAGGCUUGGGAGGGAUAGCUAAUUUUGGAGAAAGGUCAGCUGUUGUAUGACAUUGGCCACUAACAUGACAAAAAACUGUUCCAGUCAUGGUAUUGCAACCUGUCUUGAUGCUAAUAAAUAAAUGGGCCAGUACAUAAAGGCAUAAGAGAUUACCUGUUUGAAUAGAGGAUCUACCAAGUGAGCCAUAUAAGGUACAGUAUCAGAUAAUCAUGUCUACAUUUUAGUGUACAGUGUUUACCUUAGAGGAUAGGCUGGGUAUCGAGGUUUUGCUGUCAUGUUACUAAAUUGGCUAAUUUAGUAGUCAUUCAUAUUCAAGACGACAUCAUGUGAACAUUUAUUUAUAACACACAAUAAACUUGUGAUUUACUGCCUGUCAUGUGGUGAACUGCACCUUUAUACCAGAAAGAAUGUGAAAGCCUACAUUAGCUUUGGUAUGUGUCUGUUUUGUUGGAGCUGAGUAUGAAGUCUGUUAGUGGUGAGUACCAGUGCAGGGCUGGCAGGAAAAACAUAUACAGUGUUCACAGCAAAGGAAGCCUUUUUAUUUAAUACAACUUGCCUAUAAGGAGGCCUGUUAUAGAUGGAAUAUUGCAUUUAAUAAAAGGUCUGCUUUUCCUGUGUAUGUGUGUUUAUUUUUUUUUCAGCACUUGUCAGUGCACUGCCUUACUAUAACUACCCACGGCUGCACAGUGCUGUCUCAUAAUUAUAUAUACAGUGGACCCACGGUUUACGAUAUUAUUUCAUUCCAGAAGCAUGUUCAGGUGCCAUUACUGAACGAAUUUGUUCCCAUAAGGAAUAUUGUGAAUUAGAUAAGUCCAUUUCAGACCCCCAAACAUACACAUACAAAUGCACUUACAUAAAUACACUUACAUAAUUGGUCGCAGUGGGAGCUGAUCGUAAACCGGGGGUCCACUGUAUUUGCAAAGUAUCCACCAGUGUAUACACCUAUGAAUAAUUAUCCAUCCAUACAUCACCUGCCUUAAGCUACAUUUAUUAUCAACAUGUGAUAAAAUAAUUAUAGUCACUUAAAAUUUAAUAAUGUUUGCUACAGAUACAACUGUGUUCUGUUUUUUAUUACUUUUAAAUUUGUGGGAAAGUGUGAGACCCAUAGCGACCAUACUGCACCUCGGGAAUGGGAGGUGAUCAGGUUUGAUUUGAGGAGAGUAGCUCCAAGUCCUUGGAUCAAUAGCCAUUUACUCCCCCUCCUUGAAGGGAUUAUGUAUAUAAAAAAAUAUGUGACAUGUUAUCAUGACAACCUGGAAUAUUCCUGCUGAGAACUAACUGCUUGUUGUCUUCACUUGGUGUACUAGUGAAGAGCUCUUGAUCCAAGGAAUUUGUGCUCAUCCUCCUAUUCACAGAUUUAAUCUAAUUACCUUCAAUUCUGCAAGCACUGUUUGACCCAUACAGAUUUAUCACUUCCUUGUGAAUAUGUAUAACUAUUGUUAUUAUUAUUAUACUACAUAUUCAUGUUAAAUCUACAGGGGUGAUACAGCACCUGUAAAUGGGAAGUAAUCAGAUGUAUUCUGAGGUAAGGAGGAGUAGAUCCAAAUCUUUGGAUCAGGAGCCUUUCACCAGCAUGAAGGCACCUAAUUUGAAAGGAAUGUUUCUGUUGGUUCCAAGUCUUUUUGCUUCCUGGCAUAAACCCUUCAUUUUUAUCCCUCAAAAUUGUUUAGUAACAUAGAAUAUUAAAUUUGGCUUACCAUCUUGCUAAUUACAUCUAACAACACAAGCAAUAACCAUUGUACUGGUCUAGAAAGAUGAGAGAACUCUCUCACACACACACAUAUGCAGUAUGUAUAUACAUGGCUGUUAAAGCAGCUCCACAUCCAUUAUAUCCAACAGGUAACCUGUGACGUCAAAUGCAAAACCUCGAUUGACAUUUAGUCUCUUUAGCCUUAUCACCUGAUCCCAGAGUUUAGAAAUUUAAAAUUGACUUGGUAAGCAAACUUAGUUUUGCUUAUUAGUGUAGGCAUUCACAGGACUGAACGUGUGUCGUAAUGCUGUAUAGCCCUUGUGGCUUAGCGCUUCUUUUUUAUUAUAAUAAUAAUAAUAAUGGUGUGUCGUAAGAGAUGAAUUGGUUGCGAGAAUUUACCGGCAUUAAUUUUUGUCCUUGCCGGUACCCAAUACCUUGGUAUUGUCUUUGUUGGUUUAAGGUUUAAAAAUUACCGUUAUUUCCAUGAAUAAUUCUGCAUUUUAUUUGCAAAAAUCUCUAGAAAUUAAAGAAAAUUAAUGUUUGAUAUCCUUUGUACAAUUGUAUAGUGUAUCAAAAAUAAUAUAACAUCAAUCAGUGUUGUAUAAAAAGAAUAGUAUUAGGAUUUCUUUUUGAUGUUAUUUGAAUAUUCCACUUCUACCACCCUAUCUUUUAUAUUUUCACAAAUAUUAUGUAAUAUGGCACAUAAGGCUUGAAAGAUAGAUAUGGAGUAUACAGUACAUGAAGUCUGAGGGAUACACUACAAGUACAUAGUUCCAGUGCACAUACCCAGAAUACAACAAUUACCCCUCUGACCUGUAGCAUUGAGUUGCUCGAACAGAAAACUAGCUGUCCUGGGAUCCUUAGUUACCCUGGAGUAUAUUUGGAGAGGGUUUCAGGGGUCAACGCCCCUGCGGUGUGGUCUGUGACCAGGUCUCACUGGAUCGGCCUGAUCAACCAGGCUUUUUCUGUUAGCUUAACACAAACUGACGUACGAACCACAGCCCAGCUGGUUAGUACUGACUUUGGGUACCUGUCCAGCACCUUCUUGAAUACAACCAGGAGUUUGAAGAGUCUUUUUGCCUGGCUCCUCGAGGAACUUGGAUACGUACAGGCUUUCUCCAUGGGCUGAGGGUAUCUGAACCUGUAGAAACAAACAUAUGAUCUGAAAGUUCACCAUAUUUUCUAGACUUUUGUGACUGAAGCAGAGAGUUGCCCUUCCUUCCUCCCUGCUGCAUUCGAGUGUACAUUUUGUUUUGUAUAACUGUUUUGUAUUUCUGUUGAUUGCACUUUUCUGGAUCCAACUAUAAUAGAUUUGUGGUUAAUACUGUAAUAUGUACCUUAUUCUAAUAUGAAUGCAAUUCUCAUUUUCUUUGAGAUUUUAGAUAAAAUUUUGUGAAAUAGAUAAUUGUAUAAUGAUUUGGUUAAUGCUGAGGUUAUUCAGCCUUCAUUUUUAAUUACAACAUAAGGAAAAGUAGUUACGUAUUUAUUGCCCAUGUACGUAUGCAGAAUUACGCUUAGACAGUACAAUGUUGAUCCUUAGUCAUGCAGCGUGAGGCAUGAUAAAGUUAUUUGUUAAAAAGAAAUAUAAAAGGUUAAAAAAUAUCCAGAAAUCUGCCUCCAUCUUCCGAGUAUUGUUGCAGUUGGAGUGGUAACUGAUAUUUGUAUCUGUUAAAAAGCUCCACAGAUUACUGCCCCUGCUCUAAAUCCAUUUGGGUCAUGAGAGUACCUGUUUAUUUUGAUACAGUACUGUCAUAAUGGAAGGCUUGUGGGGGUAAGUGGUGCAUGCUGACCAGUUUUACUGGUACUGUGCUCUUCAUAUGGUAUAUAUGAUAUAUAUUUAUUACUGGUAUAGUACUUUCAUAAGAUAUACUUAGUGUGAUGUAAUACAUCUUUGCAUACUAAUUUAUAUUUCAUUCUGAGUGGUAACUGAAAAUGCUGUAUGUGGACAAUAAACAUUUUAAUUAAAUGGUAAA